This is a messenger RNA of Ruditapes philippinarum (Manila clam), 579 nucleotides long. Its product is annotated as protein lifeguard 2-like. Lineage: Eukaryota; Metazoa; Mollusca; Bivalvia; Venerida; Veneridae. Gene Ontology annotation, biological process: negative regulation of apoptotic signaling pathway. The record is from RefSeq and is a predicted model, not a curated record. Gene Ontology annotation, cellular component: endoplasmic reticulum; membrane; Golgi apparatus.
AUUUUCUAAUAUUUAGUCAUACCGGGGACGACAACGAUAUAGUUGACAUCAGUCGUCAGCUUUGAAUCUUGACCUCAUUAUUGAUCAAUACUUCCUGAGAGAAGAAGUGAAGGCGACAAUGUCUACACAAUACCCACCACCAAAUGAUGGCAAGAUGCCCCCACCUCCAGCAUAUAGUGGCUAUGAGCAGUAUCCACAGGGGCAAGGGUAUGCACCCCCACCUCCUCCUGCCCAAAGUCAAACAACAUAUGGGGGCUUCAGUGGACAGCCAACAGUUGGCUAUAGCUAUGGUAACCCAGACACUGGGCCUAGUGAUAACAGAGUUACCCCAUCACCAUCAGAUAUGUUUGAUGACCAGUCAUUCUCUAAUAAAGUUGUAAGGAGAGGAUUUAUCAAAAAAGUGUACCUGAUAUUGUUCACUCAGCUAUUAGUGACAUUUGGAUGCACUAUGCUUUUCUCCCUUGUGAAACCAAUCAAGGAGUUUUGUCAGUCACACCCAGGUGGAACAACAUUUUACUAUGUUUCCUAUGGGACAUUUUUUGUGACCUACUUUGUCCUGAUUUGUAUUCCAUCUGUCAG